Molecule: messenger RNA, 1936 nt
Organism: Malania oleifera
Lineage: Eukaryota; Viridiplantae; Streptophyta; Magnoliopsida; Santalales; Ximeniaceae
Product: AAA-ATPase At2g46620
Exons: 1
Coding region: 205-1671 (488 amino acids)
Molecular function (GO): ATP binding; ATP hydrolysis activity
Source: RefSeq, a predicted model, not a curated record
CUGAUUGGCUCUACACACUCACUGAGAAUCAAAUGACAACCCUCUCUCUCUAUCUCUCUCUCUCUCUCGCGCUACGAUUCUAUAAAUUUUCAAACUCUUCCGCCAUGUCAACUCUGCUCUUCCCCUUCCCUACCUACGAAUCUUCUCAUCUACUCUUCCCGCUCUCGUCCCCCGAAAUUUCUCUUCUUCCAUCCUGCUUGAACCAUGGUUUGCUUUGAUCUUCUUAAUUGUUUUCUAAUCUGCAAAUCGAAAAUCAUGAUUCUGAACCACGCUUUCCUUGUGGUGAUUUACAUUGCUUGUAUAUUCGUCUUUCUUCGUGUAAUUUUACCCAGAACUUCUUUGGUUUUCGUUGUAAAGCAAUGUGUCGAAUCGAUUGAGGAUUGGUUUCGUGUGUUUCAGUUCUUCAGAGUCCCGCAGUUCGACCACAAUUUCCAGGAAAAUCAACUUUACCGGAAAAUUUCAGUCUAUGUAAAUUCUUUAGCUUCAAUUGAAGAUUCAGACUUUACCAACAUUUUUUCGGGGAGGAAAUCCGGCGAGAUCGUCCUCGGUCUCCAUCCCAAUCAGACGGUCCGCGAUUCUUUCCUCGGUGCCAGAGUUUCUUGGGUGAACGAAGAGAGAGGCGAUUGCAGGUCCUUCGUUUUGAAGAUCCGAAGGCGAGAUAAGCACCGGAUCCUGCGUCCUUAUCUGCAACACAUUCACGCAGUUUCCGAUGAGAUCGGACAGGGGAGGAAGGAGCUGAAGCUCUACGUGAACACUCAGGAUCACGGUCGCCACAGGAAUGGACGGUGGAUGUCCGUCCCCUUUACUCAUCCCGCAACCCUCGACACCAUCGCCAUGGACUCGGAUCUGAAGAACCGGGUCAAGUCCGACCUCGAAUCCUUCCUCAAGUCCAAACAGUACUAUCACCGAUUAGGCCGCGUUUGGAAACGAAGUUUUUUGCUUUACGGACCUCCCGGCACCGGAAAGUCGAGCUUCAUCGCUGCCAUGGCCAAGUUCCUCCGCUACGACAUCUACGACAUCGAUUUAUCAAAGCUCUCCCGCGACUCGGAUCUGAAGACUCUUUUGUUGCAGACGACGAAGAGAUGUGUGAUUGUCGUCGAAGAUCUAGACCGGUUUGCCGUGGAGAAAUCGCAGGCGGUGUGGCUAUCGGGUUUACUGAACUUCAUGGACGGUAUAUUUAGCACUUGCUGCGGCGAAGAGAAAGUGAUGGUGUUCACAAUGUCUGAAAAGGAACAGAUUGAUUUUUCCAUGUUAAGGCCUGGGAGAAUUGAUGCGCAUAUACAUUUCCCUCUCUGUGAUUUCAAAGCUUUUAGAACUCUGGCUAAUAGUUAUUUGGGGCUGAAGGAUCACAAGCUAUUCCCGCAAGUGGAAGAGAUUUUUGAGAGCGGAGGGAGCUUGAGCCCGGCGGAGAUCGGUGAGCUCAUGAUCAUGAAUCGGAGUUCACCGAGUCGGGCAUUGAAAUCGGUGAUUAGUGCUUUGCAAAUCGACGGCGAUAAGCGGAGGGUUAGUAAGAUGGGGCAGAGGUUAGAGGACGAUGAGUCGAAACAGUUUGGGGACUCGAGUGAUUCAUCCGUUACUUGCAGGGAGACUGUUCCGCCGGUGAGAGAGUUUCGGAAGUUGUAUGGAUUGUUGAAGAUGAGCAUCAGAAAAUCUGGAUCAUUUCAUAGGUAGUUUCUUAAUUUUUGAUGCUUGAUUUGAUGAAGAGCAUCACAAAAUUUGGAUCAUUUGAUCUAUAGAAGUUAGAAAGAGAGUUGAUUUUGAUGUUCAAUUGAGUUUUGAGUUGGCGCCGCUGGCGAGCGAUGUACAUAACAAAGAAACAGUCCUUGGUUUAGAAAAUUAAACCAUAGACAUGUUUUAGUGGAAAGGAUUUUUUUUUUCUUUAAAUUCUUUUAUUUAAUUAUAGAAUACAAUAUUACUUCUAUUUUUAAUUUGACAA